UGUAGAUGGAUCUCGUGGAAUAAGUGGCGGUGCUGGAGCUACUGGUCCUGUUGGAGCAGCGGGUAGGAGAGGAGAAGCGGGCGAUGCUGGACCGACCGGCAGAGUUGGGAGACCUGGACCGAUGGGACAACAGGGCGCUGAGGGUGAACCUGGCGAAGCAGGAGAAACUGGAAUUCGAGGACCUAAUGGUGUCUCUGGCGAUCGUGGUCUCGCUGGCACUCCGGGACAAAGUGGAGCAGAUGGUCCACAAGGGGACCCGGGAGCCCCUGGUGCGUCUGGCUUUGAAGGGAAAAUGGGCAUGAUUGGUUCCAUUGGAGAUCAAGGGCCAACAGGUCUUAAAGGAUUUAGGGGUCAAGAAGGAGCCGCCGGUUUACAUGGGAUCAGUGGAAAUACAGGUUCUCAGGGAGCUCAAGGAGUCAUUGGUCAAAAGGGAUAUCGUGGAGAGGAAGGCGACAGCGGAGGACCAGGAGGACCCGGGGCAACGGGAAUGAUGGGAGAACCUGGACCAGCGGGAGGAGCUGGUGAUCAAGGAAGUAGUGGAAAAACUGGUCGCAAUGGAAACAAGGGUGCUGUUGGUGAUCCUGGUCCCCCAGGGGACAACGGAGGCAGGGGCUCACCGGGAGCCCAGGGCCAGCCUGGACCUCCUGGUCCACCCGGAACUGCUGGGUCAAUUGGUGAUUUUGGCUUAGAUGGAGCUGCGGGCUACUCAGGGCCAGUUGGAAUGAGGGGCAAUGUUGGACCGAUUGGUAAGGCAGGAAUCCAAGGUGCAGCGGGAGCAAAGGGAGAAAUAGGAGAACAAGGAAAGGAAGGAAUAGACGGAAAAGCUGGCAUAGAUGGUGAGGUAGGAGCAGCUGGCUCUCCAGGGAAGUCUGGCGAACGCGGUUCCACUGGAAGUCCUGGUGAAUCUGGUAAAGCAGGAAAACCUGGAAGAGUUGGAUCUAAGGGCCUUGACGGCGACUUGGGAGCAGCUGGAUCACAGGGAGAUGUUGGUCCAACUGGACCGGAGGGUCCAAAAGGCGAAGAAGGAGCCACUGGAACCGAAGGCACUGUGGGUGUUCCAGGUCAGCGUGGCUCGCGAGGAUCUGACGGCAACCCUGGUGCCACGGGCGAUCCUGGAGAAUCAGGUGAUGAUGGAAACGUCGGUUCAAGAGGACAAAAGGGAGACGCGGGUGAUACGGGUGACACUGGCCCAGACGGGAGCCUGGGACCAAAGGGUCAAAAAGGCUCCAUUGGUCCACGAGGAGAUAGUGGGUUAGAAGGAGCUGUGGGUGCUGAUGGGCCACGUGGUCGGGUCGGUGAAAGAGGGGACGAAGGUUUUGAGGGACCAACAGGAAUGUCUGGAUCCGUAGGAUUGAAGGGAGAUCGUGGUCGCCAGGGCGAAGACGGUCAAGAGGGUCCCGCAGGUGGAAGAGGACCUCCUGGUUCACCAGCCGUUCUUCCAGCUGAGUUUGCGGGACAGUUUUCAUUCCCAGGUUACCAACAAGAUUACAGCGAUCCUGCCUCUCUCCAAACAGAAAAAUCUGGUUCUAGGAGGUUGUACCGAAGCGGCGAACAGGACACUGAGACCGAAACCAAGCCUCAGAUUGACCUUUACGACGUGAUCAGUUAUCGUAUAGACAUGUAUAAGAAUCCCAACGGCUCCCAAGCAUUCCCCGCAAGGACCUGUCGAGACUUGCACAUGAGCUAUCCUGAACUUAAAAGCGGACUCUAUUGGAUUGAUCCUAAUGGUGGGAUAGCAAACGAUGCCAUCGAAGUUUAUUGUGAAUUCCAAACCAACGGGUCCUGCCUGUAUCCGGGACAAGAAAACCAGCCGUUUGUAACUGACAAGAAGAAAUGGUUCAGCGGUAGCGAUGGAUACAAAUGGCUAGGCAAAGAACUGCUCGGACUUGACAAGCUUGAAUACGUGUCGGAGCAAAGUCAGCUGGAGUUCCUCCAGCUGUUAAGUGAUCGUGCCCGCCAGCGGAUUACGUAUCACUGCAAGAACUCAGUAGCAUGGCCUGAGAAGAGUUCGAAUGAAGGGAUAAAGUCCAUCAAGAUGCUAACUGUUAAUGGGCUUGAACUGCACGCGAGAUCCUCAAACAAAUUUAAACCGACACUAGUGGGGGAUGACUGUGCGUUGAAAGACGGAUCUUGGCAUCGUACCACAUUGGAAGUGGACACACCCAAACCUCACCGUCUCCCCGUUCUUGAUGUAGCUGUAUAUGAUAUUGGAGAUAGUGGAGAGGAAUUUGGUCUAGAAUUCGGACGCGUUUGCUUCUCUUGAUGGACAAAAAUGCAUGUCAAACUGUACAUUGUUGUUAUAGAGGUGCAGUGAUUAAAACUUGAGACUGUAAGUUAUUGAGUUCAAGCGAGAGAAGCAGUCCUUAGCGGCUGCUGCAUGUUAAAAAACGUAGUUUUUGGGACCUUCCAAGCGCAGUUGUUUAAAUAAAAGUUGUUUCAUCCUUAUAAUAAGUAAGUUUCGUAUGGAAUCACGAUGAAUAAGAUUUGGAAGAUUAAGUGGCCAAAUGAAGGAUGAUCACUAUAGAAAAUGAAACUUCACAUUAAUUUACUUCAUCAAAAGCUAAACAGGCUUUGAAACAGUUCGCCCUUGUUCAGUAAUCAGUCAUAAAUAAAUGAAUAAAUUCGAUUUUAAAAUUG
Pocillopora damicornis (cauliflower coral) is the source of this 2637-nucleotide messenger RNA. RefSeq lists its product as uncharacterized. Lineage: Eukaryota; Metazoa; Cnidaria; Anthozoa; Scleractinia; Pocilloporidae. The record is from RefSeq and is a predicted model, not a curated record. Gene Ontology annotation, molecular function: extracellular matrix structural constituent.